AUAUUUCUUAAUUUAUAGAUUGUUUCUAUUUCACCAUAUUCACUAUACUCUUUGUCACGUUGGUUGGAAGCUUGGUUGUGAGCCGUGUAGUAGGCCCUUAAAUUAAAUGACAAUGACAACCAUAUGAAUGACAAUAUUGACAAAAUAACCUAUAAAAGUAUGCAAACCUAACCAAUUUAUGUUUCUAUCGAAAAAUAAAUAAGUUAAGUUUUUCUAUGCAGUUGAAAUCGAUUGAUAACAUGAACCUAACUAUCCAGGAGAUCUACACAUCGGUAGCAUGUAACCGUACACCCGAAAUAGCAGACUGGAAUAAUGAAGGCAUCAUUUGUUAUGGAGCUACCAACGCUGUUGUUAUUUAUAAUACGAAUCUAAAAGGCACCAACCCCAUAAAAGUGUUCAGCCACCACAAAUCCAAAGUGAACUCAGUGAAAUGGCUCCGCAAGCCAGACGGCUCUUGCACAGAGCUAUUAUCAUGCUCUGCAGAUAAAACCGCAGCCAUUUGGAGAAAUGUGGAUGGGAUUUGGAAGGUGACAAGUGUAUUGACAGGGCACACAGAUGGGGUGGGCUGUGUGAAUGGGCUGUAUACAAAAGAUGAUGAUUUGUUGGUGUUUACUGGGUCUAUUGAUUCUACUAUUAGAGUGUGGGAGAGGAAGGAUGGUACAACAAACCACAAGCAAACAAUCUCGCUCAACUCUGGCCUGUGCCUCACCCUGUGCCCACACCUUCUCGGAGGCCAGCCUGUGUUGUUCUGUGCGCUAGAUGACCACAAGAUACAUGUGUUCGCCGGAGAGGAGUUUCAUAAAGUGCACAGUCUAGUGGGGCAUGAGGAUUGGGUGCGAGGGCUGGAUGUAAUGGAUUUUGAUUCCAACACAAUACUGUUAGCAUCCGCCUCUCAAGACACAUACAUCCGUCUGUGGCGCAUCCAACUGCAUGUAGAACAACCCACAGUGGGCAUCAAGGUGGAACAGAAGGUGUUCCAGGCGUGUGGGACUGAGUGGGCGGUGAAGCUUGAAGCAGUUCUGGCUGGACAUGAGGGAUGGGUGUAUGGGGUUCAAUGGAAUCCCAGCGUCAAUACAGACGGCACCAUCACCCCAGUCCACCGCCUCCUUUCAUCCUCCUUGGACAAAACCCUGAUCGUAUGGGCACCGGAUGAAACCGGCGCGUGGGUGGAGCGCGUCAGAGUAGGGGAAGUGGGGGGAAACGGACUAGGAUUCUACGGUAGCCGGUUCGGACCCGGCGGUGGCUCCUUUUUAGGACACGGCUAUAACGGGUCCUUCCAUAUCUGGGAACUAAACAAGGAGACUCGCCAAUGGGAGCCCCGUGUUGUCUGCGGGGGGCAUUUCGGACGAGUUGAAGACAUAGCUUGGGCGCCAGCCAAGUACCUCAUCAGCGUCUCCGCCGAUCAGACCACGCGGCUACAUGCUCCCUGGACACGGCCCGACGGCUUAGCGGAGUGGCACGAGCUAGCCCGGCCACAAGUGCACGGCUACGACCUAGCCGCCAUAGCGCCUAUAUCGUCGCGCACGUUCGCGUCGGCGGCCGAAGAGAAGGUCAUCCGCGUAUUCGACGCGCCUUCCAACUUCGCGCACAACUACCAAGCUAUCGUUGGCCAGCCUCUAGGAGGGGAAGAUGCUGGUGCGGAGGGCGCUUCAGUGCCGUCGCUGGGUUUGUCCAACAAGGCAGUGUUCGCGGGAGACGUGGCCGAUGAUGAUGGAUACUUUGUACCCGUCAAACUUACAGAACCCCCUACCGAAGAAACUCUAAUGCAAAACACGCUCUGGCCGGAGCGGCACAAGUUGUACGGGCACGGGUACGAGGUGUUCGCGCUGGCCGCGGCGCCCGACGGCGGCCUGCUGGCCUCGGCCUGCAAGGCCAACGUGGCUGAACAUGCCGCCCUCAGACUUUGGGACACUCAAAAUUGGCAGCAAAUCCAAACCCUGGUCUCUCACCAGCUCACCGUCACCCAAUUAUCCUUCAGUCCCGACUCCCAACACCUUCUCUCCGUUUCCCGCGACCGACGCUGGACCUUAUACAGCAGGCAACAGGGCUCAAACUCGUUUGAGCAGGUCGCCUGUACAGAUAAAACGAACGGUGUGCACACGAGGAUCAUUUGGUGCUGUGCGUGGACGCACGAUUCUAAGAUGUUUGGAACUGGCUCUAGGGAAGGCAAGGUUUGCCUGUGGACCAAAUCCGCUCCCACGAGCACCUCCCUCGGCUCCCACGCGCUGGCCAGCACGCUGGAGCUCCCUAAGGAGUCUGUCACAGCCCUGGCAUUCGCACCUGUUAUACACAACCUCGCGGCGGUCGGGCUGGACUCCGGCGUCAUAAAGUUCUACACGUUCGGCAAGGAGUGGACGCUGCUGAAGGAACUCGAUCACAGUGCGGCACAUCACUUGACCGUCCGAAGGCUGGCGUUCAAGCAAGACGAAAAUGCACUUCUACUGGGAAGCGGUGGCGCGGACCAUAUCGUUAGGGUCUAUGGAGUCUCUGUAUCAUGAUAUAAAUUAUACUUAACGAAGAAUUUAUUGAAAUAAAUGUUUAUACAUACCAA
Cydia pomonella (codling moth) is the source of this 2551-nucleotide messenger RNA. RefSeq names its product elongator complex protein 2 (gene Elp2). The record is from RefSeq and is a predicted model, not a curated record. Gene Ontology annotation, biological process: tRNA wobble uridine modification. The transcript has 12 exons. NCBI's taxonomy places the organism in Eukaryota, Metazoa, Arthropoda, Insecta, Lepidoptera, Tortricidae. Gene Ontology annotation, cellular component: elongator holoenzyme complex. Gene Ontology annotation, molecular function: protein binding. Bases 216 to 2498 code for a protein of 760 amino acids.